AUGAAUCGUAAUGAACAUCAGGUAACAGAUGAGAAACAUGUUCGUGAACGUCUUGAUCAUCUUAAAGAAUCAAUUCAAGACCUUGAUAAAUCAAUCAAAGAUGAAGAUAAAAAGCAAAAUGUACGACCAAUACCACCUCCACCAGUACUUCCAGUUGCAUCAAAAACGGAAGUUCAUGAAGAAAAGCCAAUUAUAAAACCAAUUGAAACAGAAAAACCUUCUAAUACAAUAAAUCGAUGUCUAUGGCGAAAUUCUUCCCCAGUUAAUACGACAUUCGAAAUUCGUCAAUUAUAUGAUACAUUGCCGUUCGAUGAUAUAGACGGUGGUGUUUGGAAACAAGGAUUUGAUUUAAAAUACGAUUCAUCUCAAUGGACAUCAAAUAAUAAAUUAAAAAUCAUUCUUAUGCCUCAUUCACAUUGUGAUCCAGGUUGGCUUCAUACAUUCGAAGGAUAUUUUCAACAUGCAACAAAAAAUAUCAUUGAUAAUGUGAUAACAAUGCUUGAUAAAAAUAAUAAAUAUAAAUUUGUCUGGGCUGAAAUAUCUUUUUUAAGUUUAUGGUGGGAUCAAGCAUCAUCCGAUCAACGACAAUUAUUUAAAAAGUUUAUUAAUAAUAAACAACUUGAAAUAGUUACCGGUGGUUGGGUAAUGAAUGAUGAAGCUAAUACACAUUAUUUCGCUAUGAUUGAUCAACUAAUUGAAGGGCAUCAAUUUAUUGAAAAUAAUUUAGGAAAUAUUACUCUACAAAGUGGUUGGGCUAAUGAUCCAUUUGGUUAUUCACCAACUAUGGCUUAUUUACUUCAUAAUAUUGGUAUGCAAUAUAUGGCUAUACAGCGAGUUCAUUAUCAUAUUAAAAAAACUUUAGGUAAAGAAAAACAAUUAGAAUUUACUUGGCAACAAACUUGGGAUCGAAAUAAUUCUACAAGAAUUUUUACACAUGUUAUGCCAUUUUAUUCCUAUGAUGUUCCACAUACAUGUGGUCCUGAUCCAAAAAUUUGUUGUCAAUUUGAUUUUAGACGAACAACUGGUUCAGAUGUUACGUGUCCAUGGGGAAUCAAUGCUGUACUAAUUACCGAUGAAAAUGUUCGAGAACGAGCUCAAACACUACUUGAUCAAUAUCGAAAAAAAUCUCAAUUAUACCAGACCAAUGUAUUAUUUGUUCCAUUAGGUGAUGAUUUUCGUUAUGCAAAAAUGGUUGAAGCAAAAAAUCAAUUUGAAAAUUAUGAUAAAUUAUUUACAUAUAUGAAUCAACAAACUGAUUGGAAUGUUGAUGCUCAAUUUGGUACGUUAAGUGAUUAUUUUGAACAAGUUCUAGAACAAAAACCACAAACACAAUUUCCAAGUUAUAUGGGAGAUUUUUUUACAUAUGCUGAUCGAGCUGAUCAUUAUUGGAGUGGUUAUUAUACUUCAAGAGCAUUUUUUAAACGAAUGGAUCGUAUUGUUGAAUCUUAUUUAAGAGCAAGUGAAAUUCUUUUUUCUAUGGCUCAUGCAAAAAUGCUUGAACAAAAAACAACAAGUCAAUUUCCAAAAGAUAAUCUUUUCACAAAUUUAGUUAAAGCACGACGAAAUCUUGGUUUAUUUCAACAUCAUGAUGGUGUUACUGGUACAGCUAAAGAUCAUGUUGUUAAUGAUUAUGGAUUAAAACUUGAAACAGCAAUAGUAUCAGCACAAAAUGUUAUGGAACAAUCAGCUGCUUAUCUUCUUUAUCAAAAUGAUUUUUCAGCUGAUACUGAUCUAUUAUUAUCAAAUAUACAAUUUAAAACAUUUGAAUCAUUACCAACAAGAAAAUUAAUUUCAUUCAAUAGUCAACAACAACAAGUCAAAGUUAUUUAUAUUUAUAAUCCAACUGAUCGACGACGUACUCAAAUUGUUAAAGUUCUUAUUGAUACAUAUCAAGUUCAUGUAACAAGUAAUAAUCAAGUGAUAGAUACCUGUCAAAUUGAUCCCAAAUGGACUGGAAGAAAAUCAAAUAUGAUGGAAAAAAAUACAUUUGAACUCCUUAUUCUUGUUAAUAUAGAAGCUUAUUCUUUAAAAGAAUAUACAAUUCAUGUUAGUACAACUCAACAAUCAUGUCCAUUAAGUAAAAUUGAAUAUAUUAAUGAAAAAGAUAAAACAAUGGAAUCAUCUGGACCAUUUAAAUUAGAACUAAUCGAUAAAAAAACAAUUAAAUUAAAUAAUCGUUUUCUUUCAGUAAGUUUUUCAAAAACAGGUGCAUUACUUAGUGUUCAACAUUUAAAACAUGAUGAAAAAGUUUCUUUUACAACGAAUGUUAUUCAAUAUGGUUCAUCAAUGCAAACAGAUCAUAAUAGUGGUGCAUAUUUAUUUUUACCUGAUGGUGAAGCAAAAGAUAUUCCUACAAGUAAUCAUGAUCUUAUACGUAUUCAACGAGGUUUAUUAGUUAGUCGAUUUGAUAUUCUUCAUGAAAUGUAUGGUUUACAAUAUAAAUUAACAAAUACAAAUGGUUCAGAUGAUUAUAUUGUUGAACUUGGUGCUACAACUCAUUUAAAUAUGAAUCAAGAUAUUGAAUUAGCUUUGAGAUUUACUACUGGUAUUAAAAAUGGUGAUGAAUUUUUUACAGAUCUUAAUGGAUUUCAGACAAUACGACGAAAAACUUAUCAUAAAUUACCAUUACAAGGUAAUGUUUAUCCAAUGCCAACAAUGGCUUACAUUGAAGAUGACCAUAUGAGAUUUACAGUUCUUUCUGGUCAACCAUCCGGUGUAGCAUGUUUAAAAUCCGGUGUUGUCGAUGUUUUUCUUGAUCGACGUUUAACUCGUGAUGAUAAUCGUGGUUUAGGACAAGGUGUUACAGAUAAUCGAGAAAUUAUUAGUAGUUUUAAACUUCUAUUUGAACCACGUCAUACAAUUGCUGAUCGAAUAUCAUUAACUGGUUAUCCAACAUUAUUAGCUCAUCAUCAUUCAAUUGAACUUUUAUAUCCUAUGCAUAUAUUUCAAUCAACAUCAAUAAAAAUUCCACAACCUGAAUUAAAUUUAUUUUCUAAAAUAAAUCUAUUUCCGAGUGAUUAUCAUUUAGUUAAUCUACGCACAUUAAAUGAGAAUCGUGAUGAUUCCAAAUGUAGUCCAUCAAAAAACUUAGCAUUGAUUUUACGAAGAUUUGCUUAUGACUGUGAUGAAAAUUAUGAUAGUUUAUUUCAUUUUGAACAACCAAUAUUUGAACAUUUUUUUCAAGCUAAUCAAAUACAAUCUAUUGAACAAACUUCAUUAUCAUUAAGACAUGUACAAAAUCAAUUGACUGUUACAUCAAAACUUGAUGUACCAUUAGCAGAAAUAACAACAUAUAAAAUAAAAAUGAAAUAA
Rotaria sp. Silwood1 is the source of this 3312-nucleotide messenger RNA. Lineage: Eukaryota; Metazoa; Rotifera; Eurotatoria; Philodinida; Philodinidae. The record is from the annotation of a GenBank genome assembly.